GGUCAACAACAGAAGCAGACAAGGAAGAAUACCUCAAACCCACCAAGCGAGGCUUCUCUCUUUGGUAGGUGAAGGAGAAGAAGAAGAAUUUUGAGAAGCAAUUAGCUUGGAACUUGGAAACAAUGGAUAGCAUGCUUUGUGAUGAGCUGCUCCAAGAAAUCAUUUCGAGAUUAGUCUCAGAAUCAUCAGCAUCACCUGCACCAUCUUCAUCAGCUUCAUCGGUUUCUUUGGUCUCUAAGCGGUGGCUCCGUCUCUAUCGUACUUCCAGAACCUCUCUUUCUCUUAGAUUUGCUCCUGACAAUUCCACAAUUCAAUCUUUGCUCUCUCUUCUCUCCAACUACCCAUUUCUCUCCUCUCUUCCUCUCCUCUUCUCCUCUGACCCUACCUUAACGAUCACCAAUUCAACCAACACAGCUUUCAAUGAUCAUCUUCUUUUUAUAGUGUCCACUUCUUGCUCCAAGCUUAAGCACCUCAGGUUCUUGGCUGGUCCUAUCUCUCAUUCUUCUCUCCUUUCUCUCUCUACUACAAGUGCCCUUCUCACCUCUCUAACUAUCGUUCUGUCCAGGCCUCUCUUCUUCAACUGGGUUGCUUAUUUUUCUAGUUUAAAGGAAUUAUCUAUCUAUGUAUCAGAUUUUGAUGGGGCUGGGGAUGAAUUUUACAGCAAUAGCCAAUCUGGGUUGUAUUUAAAUCAAGAAACUGAUGCAGAAUUGGGUUUGGAGAGUCUUUAUUUAUCAGGGAUUAAAAGAGAUGAUUCUGGUUUGGGUUGGUUAUGGAGAAGCUGCAAAAAACUCAAGAAAUUGCAGUUAAAGAACUGUGAAGGUAUUGGUGAUGGAGGAUCCUUUUUAUCAUUUAUCAGGUGCUUGAAUGUUCUCCAAGAACUGGAGCUAAGGACUUGUAGGAGUAUAGUUGAUGGGGUUUUAAUAAGAUUGGCAGAGAAUUGUGAAUCUUUGAAUUCUCUUUUGGUUUAUGAUGGUGGUAGCAGAGAAGGCUUCCUUCAUUUCAUUAACAAUUGCAGGUGUAAUCUGCAAAAACUGGACCUUCGAUUACCUUUAGACCUAAACAAUGAUCAUCUCUUAGCAAUUGCAGUAAAUUUCAGGGGUCUCUCAACUCUUAGGCUUCGAAGUUGUUGCCUAGUUACUGGCGAAGGACUAAAAGCUCUUGGAAUUGCCAUGAGUUCAGGGCUCCUCAAAGAAUUGGCACUUAUAAAUUGUGAUGUUGUUGAAAGGGAAUCUGGAUUGCUUGCCACAUUAGGCCAGCAUUUGAAGCAACUGGGUAAACUAGACUUGUCUCAUAAUGAGUCUUUGCUGGAUAAAGAGUUCAUAUCAAUGCUAGUUUCUUGCAAUAAUCUGGUUGAGUUGAGGUUAAGAGGGUGCAAAGGACUUACUAGUUUAGCAAUUCUUUCUAGGUUCAAGAGUUGCAAGAGAUUGGAAAAUGUUGAUAUUAUACAUUGUUGUGGGAUUGAGGCUGAGGCUAUUGAAUUCUUCGUUCUUAAUUCACCGCGAUUGAGACGAAUGCAGGUUGAGGAAAGCAAGGUUUCUGAUGUUGCAAGGACAUGGGCGUCACAUAAACUCAUUGAGGUUGUUGCUUCAUUCAUGAACUAAAGAAAAAAAAAAGGAAAACCAAUUCUUCUUUGUUUGCUGUAAAUAUCUCUGUUGUAGAAUAGAAAGAGGUGAAUAAUUAAGUUAGCACAGAUGUUGAAUGUUCAAUAAAAAUGAUGAUAUAAGAUUUGAGUUC
This is a messenger RNA of Hevea brasiliensis (rubber tree), 1734 nucleotides long. RefSeq lists its product as uncharacterized. Lineage: Eukaryota; Viridiplantae; Streptophyta; Magnoliopsida; Malpighiales; Euphorbiaceae. Gene Ontology annotation, cellular component: SCF ubiquitin ligase complex. Gene Ontology annotation, biological process: SCF-dependent proteasomal ubiquitin-dependent protein catabolic process. The transcript has a single exon. The record is from RefSeq and is a predicted model, not a curated record. The coding region runs from base 123 to 1601 and encodes 492 amino acids.